AUGACAAAGUCGACAUACAUCCCCGGCACGCACCAGGUCAACGGCGAGCGCCUGAACGCCACCCUGCACGAGACGUGCGAGUGGGGCAAGGCGAACCGAUGGGGGGACGGCCCCAACGAGACGGGUAUGUGCCGCCUUGCGCUCAGCGACAGCGACAAGCAGGUGCGCGACUGGUUCGUCUCGGAGCUCAAGAAGCUGCGUUGCAGCGUGACAGUCGAUGCGAUGGGCAACAUCUUCGGUGUGCGGCCCGGCAAGCGCGAGGGCCCUCCGACAGCUAUGGGCUCUCACCUCGACACGCAGCCGACGGGCGGCCGCUACGACGGCAUUCUGGGCGUGCAGGCCGCGCUCGAGGUCCUCCGCACGCUCGACGACAACAAGAUCGAGACCGAGUUCCCCAUCGCGGCCAUCACGUGGACGAACGAGGAGGGCGCGCGAUUCCCCAAGUCCAUGCACGGCAGCGCGGUCUGGGCAGGCGCCGUGUCCCAGGACGACGGGUACGCGCUGGCAGACGUGACGGACAGCAGCAUCACGACGAAGAGCGAGCUCGAGCGCAUCGGAUACCUCGGCACCGUGCCGUGUUCGCACGAGGAGACGCCGCUCGCGGCCCACUUCGAGCUGCACAUUGAGCAGGGCCCCAUCCUCGAGCGCGAGGACAAGGUCGUCGGCGUGGUCCAGGGCGGCCAGGCGUAUCGGUGGUACGAGCUUACGGUGUCUGGCCGUGACAGCCACGCGGGCACGACGCCGCUCGACGCGCGCGCCGACCCCGUGCUUUGCGCCGCGCGCAUCAUCUCCGCCGCCAACGACAUUGCGCACAAGCACUCUGGUCUCGCGACGACGGGCAUCUUCCGCCUCGAGCCCGGGUCGGUGAACACGAGCGCGCGCGAGGUCGUCUUCUCCAUGGACAUCCGGCACAUGCAGGACGCCAAGCUGGACGAGAUGGAGAAGGAGCUGCGCGCGGCCGUCGAGGAGCUGGCGAAGGGUGAGAAGCCGUACAAGGCCAAGCCGUGCAAGGUCGAGUGGAAGCCGCUCUUCGCCAACCCGGCCAUCAAGUUUGACCCGGCGUGCAUUGCGGCAGUGCGCGAGGCGGCAGUGAAUGCCGUCGGUGAGGAGAAGACGAGGGACAUCUACUCUGGCGCCGGACAUGACUCUUGCUUGACGGCGCUCCACUACCCGACCGCCAUGGUGUUCAUCCCCUGCAAGGAUGGCCUCAGCCACAACCCCGAGGAGUUCGCUACCGCCGAGCACUGCAGCAUCGGCACGCAGGUCCUCCUCGACGCUGUGCUGGGUUACGACUCGAAGCGCUCCCAGUAA
This is a messenger RNA of Trichosporon asahii var. asahii CBS 2479, 1311 nucleotides long. RefSeq lists its product as uncharacterized. NCBI's taxonomy places the organism in Eukaryota, Fungi, Basidiomycota, Tremellomycetes, Trichosporonales, Trichosporonaceae. The transcript has 2 exons. Bases 1 to 1311 code for a protein of 436 amino acids. The record is from RefSeq and is a predicted model, not a curated record. Gene Ontology annotation, molecular function: hydrolase activity, acting on carbon-nitrogen (but not peptide) bonds, in linear amidines.